AUGCUCAACUAUCAACUUCAAAUGGAGUUCUCUCAAAAGGAAGAAAAUAAUUCAAAUGAAGGUUUCUUCACUACUUUUCAAAAGAUGCAUGGGGAAUUUCGUAAUUCCAAAAAGUUGGGGGGGGUCAAAUGGAUGUUAACCUGAUUCCCCCCUCCUUGCAAGUUGCAACAUACAGGCAUUUGAAUAGCCAUUUCAUAUAUCCGCGCCAAACAGUAGUCCAAAGAGGAAGAAGAAGAGAUGGCAGUAACAUGCUUUGUGUUGGAUCUAUGCAGUCUAUCGCCUCCAUUGCUUAGAGACCUAAAGCAGUUUCCUUUUUUGAUUCAUUGAUCGACGGAGUUGUGGAUUGUGGUCAGUGCUUGUUGCAGCUUGCAAAUUUGUGUGCUAUUUCAUCGCCUUCGUCGUCCCGGCAUCAAUCUUACUCUCUCAGAGAUAGGAUAGGCUUGUGUUAUGUCUUGAAAAAUCGUGUUUCCUCAACUUGUGAGCUAAAAAUCGCAUAUAGUCCUAGAGGAAAUUUCAGUCUUCGCGAUUUCCAUCAUGCCGUUAACAGCGUGCCUGAAGGUUAUUUCUUGCCUGAAAUCGAUGAUUCUGGGGCUCUCCGGUCGGGCGUGCACGCUAUGUUAUCAACUGUUUUAAGUGAUCAAGUUCUAUACUCAUGGGGAGAUAAAGAUUUGAUGAGGAAAGUGAUUGUUCUGAGCUCCUGCUGGCAUGAGAAAAUAGACUCUGCCAUGAAAAACACUCUCAUGCAGGAUGCUGCAGAUAAGUGUGUUUCAGUGGAGUUUGUUUUGUUUGAACAAAGCGCAAGUCAUCUCAGCUAUUCGCAGGAGAAUAUCAACUGCUUGGCAAGAAGUUUAUCUGAUCUUGACAAUUGCUCGUUUCAGACUUUUCUCCCAGACAGCAGAGUAUUUCAUAGUCUGGUGAAACGAUGGCUACUGGGAUUAAAGGAUGACACGGAGGAACUUUUGCAAGCUCAUUUUAUCUUUAAGAGCAACCUUGUAGGCUCUUUGAAUCAGAUAAGCACUAGCUUGUCUAUAUCUGUCAGUCAAAUUGUUGACGGUUUCACUGCUUGCCAGACAUGUAGGUGUCACGGCAUUGAGUUAGAUAACGCCACGAAGUAUAAAGUUGAGUGUCCUGCUUGUCCAAUUACUGGCCACAAUCUGGGAACCUCCGAUGUGAUUGAAAAUUCAGUGAGAGUUGGGGAUAAAACAAUCUUGUUUAUGCCCUCUUUUCAGAGCACAAUGAAGCUUCAUCAAGUUUCUUCACCCAUUGAAUUCAACAUUAUUGAGAGAACUGAUCUGGGGUCUCUAAGUGAAGGUGUUAUAUUUGGAACCUCAUAUCUUGUGGCUCCAUCAGCUUGCAAUGAGAUGGAAAGUUCUUCAGAUGAAAUGUAUCAAUCUGAAUUGAAUGCUCAACUUUUUCAAGAGAUUUGCAGCUCUUUGCAUUCAAUGGAUCAGGGCUUGGUAUGUUCUUCAUAUUGUAAUGUGGAGACCAUGCGGGUAACGGCAUUCCACUGCUUUUAUAUUCUACAGCCUUCCAAAAACGGACCAAUGCUUCUUAAGCGUCUUGCAGGGUUAGAGGAAGUCUUGCCUAUACCUGACAUCAAUCAAUUCAUUGCUUCUUCAGUGUCUAAGGAUAUUCAAAAUUCCAUUCAAGCUUCUCUACUAAAGAUUGAAUCGAGAGACUACAAUCCAGUCCAGCAUGAGAGAGGCUUCCAUCAAAAGCUGAAUUUGCUUGUAAAGGAGAGCUUACAAUUUGGGUCAAUUCUACCUAAACAGAAUGAGACAACAUCUGAACUGAACUCAAACCAACGAGAUUCUUCAGAAGUUAUUUUACAAUCUAAUUGUUUAACAGAUACUGUAGUCGUCGAAGAUGAUUCACCACUGUUCAAUCUGACAGCUAAAGAAGACAAAAGCACGUCUUCUGUAGCAGAAGAAUGGGAGCAGCUGGUUGUAAACGGAGCCCCAGAGAUAUUCUCUUCUCCUUGUUUUUCCAAGCCCAAGACAGAUAUAUUAGUUUUGUCUUCACCUGUAAGCAGUAAGGAGCUGGAAAUAAGAACUUCAAGGAUAUUAGAGAGACUGGAGGUGCCUAGAAAGCUGAAAACAAAGGUAACUUCACCCAUUGUUACAGGCAGCAUCCUCACAACAUGUUUGCCAACAAAAAGGCCUCUGAUCCCAUUCCAGCAGCCUUCCCAAGCAACGGACCAAAGCUUGACUUCAAGCCAGUUAUUGAGACCCAAUUUCCAGAGAAUAAAGAGGAAAAUUAAAUGAAAAGAAGGCUGUUCUUACUGUGGAACAGACCACAUAUAUGUGGUAGGUGUGUGCGUGCUCUUUCCUGCAGUCUUGCUACAUAAAACAUUUUGUUGUAUGAACUAUGCAUGAGGCGGCACUGUGGAACAGACCACAUAUACGAGGUACGCGUGUGCGUGUGCGUGUGCGUGCUUUUUACUGCAGUCAUACAACUUAAAACAUUUUGUUGUAUAAAUCAGAGUUUUUGUCAA
Molecule: messenger RNA, 2494 nt
Organism: Manihot esculenta (cassava)
Lineage: Eukaryota; Viridiplantae; Streptophyta; Magnoliopsida; Malpighiales; Euphorbiaceae
Exons: 12
Coding region: 615-2264 (549 amino acids)
Source: RefSeq, a predicted model, not a curated record